UUGAAGAUUAAACCUCACCUGUAUCCAAACCCGUCCUUCUCUUCAAUCUAGGGUUUUCGCUCACUGAACUUUUGCCAAGGAUUCUCUCUUCUACCAACACCUCGCUAUCUAACUUGAAUUUUGAUCUUCACCCAAUCCGAUUCGCUUCCUAGGGCGUCCCAGAUAAUCCAGCUAUCUCUACUUUCAGAUUCCAGGUUUAGAGGAAAAAGGGACGGUAGAAUGGGAUCAAAGAGGCAAAAUGAUAGUGUCGUAGAUGAGGAAGAGUUGGGUCCAGACUUAAAAAGGCAUAAAUCACUUGGAGAAUCGUCACCUUCUUCUCCACCUGCCUCAGAGAACCCUCAGCUUCCCGGUUUUAACUAUGGCGAUGAUGAUGAAGAAGAAGAUUACAAAUCUAAACAAAAUGGAAGUGGAUAUGAUGGAGAUGAAGGGGAUGGUACUGAUGAUGAAGAAAAUGAUGAAGAUGAAAAUCAUAUAAUGCGAAGUCGUGAUGUUGAAGUUCGAAAAGAUUGUCCUUAUCUUGAUACCGUAAACCGUCAGGUUUUGGAUUUCGAUUUUGAAAAGUUUUGUUCUGUCUCUCUGUCAAAUCUGAAUGUUUAUGCCUGCCUAGUAUGUGGCAAGUAUUAUCAAGGGAGAGGGAAGAAGUCUCAUGCUUACACUCAUAGUCUUGAAGCAGGACACCAUGUGUAUAUCAACCUACGGACAGAGAAAGUUUACUGCCUUCCUGAUGGAUAUGAGAUUAAUGACCCCUCGUUGGAUGAUAUUCGAUAUGUCCUGAAUCCAAGGUUUGCCAAAGAGCAGGUAGAGCAGCUUGACAAGAAGAAGCAAUGGUCUAGAGCACUUGAUGGUUCUGAUUACCUUCCAGGAAUGGUGGGGCUUAACAACAUUAAAGAAACCGAUUUUGUAAAUGUGACAAUUCAAUCCUUAAUGAGGGUUACACCGCUCAGGAACUUCUUCCUCAUACCGGAGAACUAUCAGCACUGCAGAUCACCACUUGUCCACCGGUUUGGUGAACUUACACGUAAGAUUUGGCAUGCACGAAACUUCAAAGGACAGGUAAGCCCGCAUGAAUUCCUGCAAGCAGUUAUGAAGGCUAGUAAAAAGCGUUUCCGAAUAGGUGCGCAGUCGGAUCCUGUUGAAUUUAUGUCAUGGUUUCUUAACACGCUACAUUCAGAACUGCGAGUUUCAAAGAAAAGUAGCAGUAUAAUCUACGAGUGUUUCCAGGGAGAACUGGAGGUUGUCAAAGAGAUUCACUCGAAAGCUCUCACUGAGAAGAAAGAAAAUGGUGACGAUCAGGAUGCUGGAACUGAAGGUAGCAGUGUCGUAAUGGAAACUUCAAGAAUGCCAUUCUUAAUGCUUGGAUUGGAUUUACCGCCGCCACCUCUUUUCAAAGAUGUUAUGGAGAAAAAUAUAAUACCACAGGUUCCACUCUUCAACAUUUUGAAAAAAUUUGAUGGUGAAACUAUCACAGAAGUUGUACGGCCACGUAUAGCAAGGAUGCGCUACCGUGUUACUCGAUUGCCUCAGUAUUUAAUUCUUCAUAUGCGGCGAUUUACGAAGAACAACUUUUUUGUGGAAAAGAAUCCCACUUUAGUGAACUUUCCCGUCAAGAAUCUAGAAUUGAAGGAUUACAUCCCCUUGCCAACCCCGAAAGAGAGUGAAAAAUUACGUUCGAAGUACGAUUUAAUUGCAAAUAUUGUUCAUGAUGGCAAACCGAAUGAAGGGUACUACAGGGUAUUUGUACAGAGGAAGUCCGAAGAAUUAUGGUACGAGAUGCAGGAUCUUCACGUCUCAGAAACACUUCCUCAAAUGGUUGCUCUAUCUGAGGCUUAUAUGCAGAUAUAUGAACGGCAGCAAUAGAUAGGAAGUUCAAUAGCGCAAUUAGUUGGUUUAUUUCCCCUCUACAAUAUAUGCAUCUGUACUUAAACAGGAGAUGAUAGUAGAUAAAGGAAGCUUCUUGCUGCUAAUCUCUUCGUUUAAUUGUAGAAUCAAUUGAACUUACUUUGGGAAAUUGGACUGGAAAGGUCUGGACAAUGCUGCUGCUGAUGCUGCUGCACACCAAUUUCUGUAAAGCAGGUGAAAUUUUGUUGCCUAAAUUACCUGAGUUUUUCUGUAACAAACAUAACAUUGAUGAUUAUGAUAUAGAUAGUAAGGCAACGGGAUGAGUUUUAUGAGUUUGGAGGAUAUGUAUUUGCAGAGAUGUGGUAUGAGAAGGCAUAACUGUGAGAGUUUGUACUUCUGAGUAUCUACUGGAUUUUUGUUACUUGUUGGUAGGCUGUGUAGAACAUAUAUUCUUGAGUUUGCAGCCUAAUAGACAGACUCCUCUGAUUAAUAAC
Cucurbita pepo subsp. pepo (vegetable marrow) is the source of this 2333-nucleotide messenger RNA. RefSeq lists its product as uncharacterized. Gene Ontology annotation, molecular function: zinc ion binding; cysteine-type deubiquitinase activity. NCBI's taxonomy places the organism in Eukaryota, Viridiplantae, Streptophyta, Magnoliopsida, Cucurbitales, Cucurbitaceae. The record is from RefSeq and is a predicted model, not a curated record. Gene Ontology annotation, biological process: mRNA processing; spliceosomal complex assembly; protein deubiquitination.